This is a messenger RNA of Labrus bergylta (ballan wrasse), 1979 nucleotides long. The record is from RefSeq and is a predicted model, not a curated record. Lineage: Eukaryota; Metazoa; Chordata; Actinopteri; Labriformes; Labridae.
CUGUCCAGCACCAUUAUUUUUUUGAGUUUCCCUAAAGUCAAAGGAGAAAUAACAAAGAAAAAAAACCCCUCAUCUCUCCAACAGACUCAGACUCAGGCAGGCAGACCUCCACCGAGCCGAGCUCAGACGAGAUGGACCCGAUGGCGAGCAGCAACGUCACCAACAAGACGGACCCCCGCUCCCUCAACUCGCGUGUCUUCAUCGGCAACCUCAACACCCUGCUGGUCACCAAGGCCGACGUGGAGGCCAUCUUCUCCAAGUACGGCAAGGUGGUAGGCUGCUCCGUGCACAAGGGCUACGCCUUCGUCCAGUUCUCCAACGAGAGGAACGCGCGGGCCGCCGUGGCCGGGGAGGACGGGCGCAUGAUCGUGGGACAGGUGCUCGAUAUCAACCUUGCCAACGAGCCCAAACCUCACAGAUCGAAGACAGCCAAGCGAGCUGCAGGAGACAUGUACAGUCCAUCUAUUGAUCUGGAGUAUGACUUUCAAAGAGAUUACUAUGAUCGGAUGUACUCCUAUCAGGCCCGGGUACCUCCCCCCCCUCCUCCCCCUCUGUCCCGAGCCGUCGUCCCCUCGAAGCGCCCGCGGGUCAGUCUAAGCGGAGGGGGCAGCCGACGGACCAAAACCAGCUUCUCCUCCUCAAAGAACAGCCAGAGGACGUCCAGGAACGCAGUGAAGAGCGACGACCUGCAGGCCAUAAAGAGAGAGCUGACGCAGAUCAAACACAAGGUGGACUACCUGCUGGAGAGCCUGGAGCGCAUGGAGAAGGACCACGGCAAGAAGUCAGAGAUGAAGAGCUGCAAACCAGAACCCGGCGAGCUGUCCUCCCUCAACUCGUCUACCUCCAGCAAGAAAGACGACAGCCUGAAACGAGAAAGAGAGAGCCAGGACUCAGACGAGGAGGGAGAUCUGCUGGAGGACGAGGACGAGAUUGAGGUGUGCCGGUGGCCUAAGCGGUUGGUGUGCGCGCCCCACGUGCAGAGGCAGUGGUCCUCGAGGCGGGCGGCCCAGAUGAAAAGCAGAGGGCAGGAUGAGGACGACGAGGAGGAGGAGGAGGAGGAAGGAGAGGACGACGGGGACAGCGCCAACGGAGACGACUCCUAAACACUACACAGUCAGACCGACACACACACACACACACACACACACACGUAUACAAAACCAAGUGUGUGUGAUUACAUUUCUUUCACCUGACUCAAACGCAGUGGCUACACGCUCACAUGUGCUGAGCUGACUGGACAUUUGUGUCGAUCAUUGAAGAUAUCUAACACUGGAAACAUUUCACCAAUCUAUGACGUACGUUUUGAAAGGAUUUUCCUGUUUUUUUUCUUCAGUAUUCAUAAUUCAAUAUCCCCCUCCUUUUUUUAAAAAACUUUUUUUUUGUUGUUGUUGUAUUUGAUGUUUUGCUUGGAUAUUUUUGGCCUCUGGAGAAAUAUAAUGUCUUGUCUGUUACGAAAAGAUAAACCCCAAAUUGAGUGGAGAAUAAAGGUCACAUUUUAACACUAAAUCUAAAGAAGAAAAGAAGCUUCAUUGAAUAUUAGGAAAUUGAUGCCAUAAAUGUAAAUUUGCUAAAAGAUUAAGCUAAAAAAAAAUCCAUUCCUUUGACAGCAGAGCAGGCUUGAAAUUCUAUAAAAUAUGUUACUGCUGCACAUCUUCCUCCUCACCAGCAGGUGGCAGUGUAUCCCCACAACAGGCAAAACAAAACGCAGCAGUUACUUUCUUCUGUGGAUCACAGAAAAUCUUCAUCUUCUGCUUGUCAGAUAACAACAUGAGCAUGUAUAAAAAAAAACUCACGUCGGACUGCACAGACGCUCAGAGAGAAGCCUCAUUGCUAUGGAAACGGCUGUUUGUCCCUGAGGUGUUACGACCUUUAACUGACCUUGACUUGUGUAAUGCAGUGCUACUCCAUGUUUGUCUGUUUCUGUUGAUGUUUUGUUUGACUGCACUGGUUUAAAGUGAAUAAAGAUGUUUUCUAAGUUG